AAAUGUAUAGAACAGUGAAGAGCACUGACAGAGGAACAGGUCAAGGGGAGAUAGAUGUUGGGCUGAAACUGCAUAUUACUCCAGAAAUAGAAGAUGAUGAAAAGGCUGAUAAUAAUCAAAGGGCUCAAUGGAAAUCAUCAUCAUCAUCAUAUCCAGACAACCUUGUACCAAGUCCUUCAUGCCAGCAAGAUAAUUCCACUUCGACUAAUUCCCGAGCAGGGUUCGAUUUAAUCACGGUAAAUGAAGCUGAGGUGGCGGACGAGAAAAUGCGAUUUUCAGACAAGGAGAAGUUAGAUAGUAGUUUGAGUAGAUUGUCUUCUGGUUCUUCUGAUGUGUUGCUUGAUCUAGAAUUUAGCCUAGGAAGGCCAAGCUGGCAAAUUGAACCCUCUAAUUCCUCCCUUCUUAGAUGUUAAUUAAUCCUUUUUUUUUUAAUGACAGACUAAUUUAUUAAUGAUUAUGUCUAAUUAUGCUAAUUAAGCUAGUGAGGAAAAUCUGUGUUUUUGGGAAUUCUUUUCAAUUUUGUUUAUGAUCUUAACAGCAAAAAAUCAUGAAAUUAUUUGCAGAGCUUAACCAUGGUUAUAUAUGGAGGCAACCUGCGAUUCGGAGAA
Messenger RNA from Erythranthe guttata (spotted monkey flower), 608 nucleotides. Lineage: Eukaryota; Viridiplantae; Streptophyta; Magnoliopsida; Lamiales; Phrymaceae. The record is from RefSeq and is a predicted model, not a curated record.